AUGGUUCCAGACCCAAGCAAUAUCCCUUGGGGGUUUCUGGGAAAUCUGUCCAGGGAACAGGAGAGAUGCUUGCAGCAACUCUGGUCCUUGGUUCUCCGUCUUGAAGAUGCCGCCUCUUUCAGAGACCUCGAACGAGUCUUCCGGGCCAACAGUGCGGAACAGAAUGGGUCAACCUCAGUUUCGUCAUUUGCGCGCCGAAACUCGCUGCUGGCUCGGACCGAUUCCAUCCUGUUGCGCAGGACCAGCACCGCGUCUUUUUCAGCAAUUUCAAGCCCACUAGUCCAGAGUCUUUGCAGCAUCGGUAUGACUGCGUCUGAGAUCAGAUCGGUCGCAAAGUCCUUGACCCACCUGAGCCCAGACGAUGUCCGCUGGGGCAUACUCACGGCGACCAAACAUGAAUUUCCGGAUAGAUGGAUGCUUCGAUACCUGCGUUUCUGCAAGUGGAAUGUCAGCAAGGCUUUUAUUCUGAUUCUGAAUGCUUUGCAGUGGCGAAUAAAGGAAAUGCAUGUGGAUGACCGUCUCCUGCCAGGGGGAGAACUUCUUGCACUUCAACAGUCGCAGGCACCAUCGAUUUCUGCCGACGCACAACUGGCGAGUGGGUUUCUCAGUCAGUUGCGGAUGGGGAAAUGCUAUGUCCAUGGGGUUGAUCGACAAAGCCGACCCUUGUGCGUGGUACGAGUGCGGCUGCAUCGACCCGAGGAUCAGUCCGAGGAGGUGAUGAACCGAUACAUCACACAUAUCAUGGAGUCGGUCCGGCUUCUCAUUGUGCCUCCUGUGGAGACAGCGAGUGUCAUUUUUGACAUGACUGGCUUUUCCCUCGCAAAUAUGGAGUAUGCCCCUGUAAAGUUUAUUAUUCGAUGUUUCGAAUUAUAUUAUCCCGAAUCGUUGGGUGUUUUGCUCAUCCACAAUGCCCCCCGUAUCUUUACAGGGAUAUGGAAGAUCAUCAAAGGCUGGAUUGACCUAGACGUUGUGACGAAAAUCCACUUCACCAAGUCUGUGGAAGAUCUCGCACAGUUCAUUCAUCCCAGUCAGAUUGUGAGCGAGCUUGGAGGUGAUGAGGACUGGGAGUAUGAGUAUACCGAGCCCGAAAUGGAUGAGAACUACUUGAUGGAGGACGACGAAGCGCGCGAUGCGCUACUGACUGAGCGGCACCAUAUCAGCGAGGAAUUCCUUUCCCUUACAUCUCAAUGGAUCGAGGCGACGAGACUCGACUGCCCAGAAGAGGUUGCGAUCGUCAAGUCGCGCCGUUUGGAGUUGAUGGAGCAACUUCGGGUGAAUUACUGGAAAUUGGAUCCUUUUGUCCGAGCCCGCAACUGCCUCGAUCGGACGGGCGUCAUUCAGGAUGGAGGGAGAAUCAAGCACUAUCCAGAUCCUAAACCUCAGGUCCAGAUCGAGACAGCCAAGGUGCUGGAGGUGGCACAUAUUGACCGUGCUCGGGUGAAGCUCAUUAAUGUCUAA
Messenger RNA from Aspergillus thermomutatus, 1458 nucleotides. Its product is annotated as CRAL-TRIO domain-containing protein. Lineage: Eukaryota; Fungi; Ascomycota; Eurotiomycetes; Eurotiales; Aspergillaceae. The record is from RefSeq and is a predicted model, not a curated record. The transcript is spliced from 4 exons. The coding region runs from base 1 to 1458 and encodes 485 amino acids.